Molecule: messenger RNA, 663 nt
Organism: Acanthosepion pharaonis
Lineage: Eukaryota; Metazoa; Mollusca; Cephalopoda; Sepiida; Sepiidae
Source: the annotation of a GenBank genome assembly
AUGACAUUUUCAAAAUAUCACACCCUUUCUCUCUUGCUUAUGCUUUUUUGUUAUGGCAACAUUUUUUUUAAAAAACCUACCUCUCUCUCAUAUUCUCUCUCUCUCUCUCUUUCCAAAUCGCUCAGCCCCCCUCCUUCUCUCUCCCUCUCUCUUUUCUUCUUUCUUUCUCUUUCCUUUUCUCCCCCCCUCUCUCUCUUUCUCUCUUGUUAUUCUUCUCCCUAUCUCUCUUGUUUUGCCGUCACUAAUCAUCCUAUCCCCCUUUCCCCGCACACGUUCUCUAUCUUUCCCUUUGUCUUUCCAUCUAUCUCUCCUCCAUUUCCUCCCUCUAUGUUCGCCUCUCUCUCUAUUUUCAUCUCUCGCAUGCUCUCUAUCCUUCCCGUCUCUUUCUGUCUGUCUGUCUGUCUCUCUCUCUCUCUCUCUCUUAGUCUCUCUUUUUACCGCUUUGUCUCAUCCUACUCUCUUGCCGCUCUCUUUCUUUCUCUCUCAACCUCUUUCCACUUGCCCCACUUUCUCCUUCUCUCACUUUUUCUAACUCUCUUUCCUUCGCUCACCCUAUCUUUCUCUCUCUCCCUCUGUCUUUUUCUUUCUUUCUUUCUUUCUUUCUUCUCUUUUCUUUUCUCACUCUUUCUCUCUUUCUUUAUCCUCUCCAUUUCCCGUCACUAA